Messenger RNA from Zonotrichia albicollis (white-throated sparrow), 555 nucleotides. Lineage: Eukaryota; Metazoa; Chordata; Aves; Passeriformes; Passerellidae. The record is from RefSeq and is a predicted model, not a curated record.
CCUUCCUGGGGAACAUCUCACUCACACCCAGGCCUGGUGGCUGUGGUGUUUGUAUAAAAACUCCCAAGCAUGAGCCGGGUGCUGGCAAAGUGUGGAACAGAGCUGAUUUCUGGCCUCUUGCAGACGGAGGAAAGUACCAUCCUGCAGAUGGAGAAGAACCUGCGCACGUGUGUGGAGGUCCUGCAGAAGCAGAAGCGGGACCGUAAGCAGGAGCUGAAGGCCCUGCAGGAGCAGGACCGGGCCCUGUGUGACAUCCUGUGCACAGCCCUGUUCUCCAUCGACACCAGCAGCGUGCCCAGCCUGGACGACCUGGACCGCUACCGGCGCCACGUGGCCUCCCUCAACACCCUGAAGGAGCAAAGGCGGGAAGAAUUUGUCAGCAACAAGCGUCAGAUCGUUCUGCUCAUGGAGGAGCUGGACCACACCCCGGACACCAGCUUUGAGCGGGACGUGGUGUGUGAGGAUGAGGAGGCGUUCUGCCUGUCUGAGGACAACAUCAUGGCCCUCCAGAACCUGCUGCAGCAGGGACCGGGCUGGAGGCGGGAGCAUCAGUAA